CGGCGUUUGCUUUUUUUUUUUUUUUUGCUUCAUACAUAAAAUAGCUGAGAGUGAUGGUUGUUCUAAUGCAGUGGCUCCGCAAGAUGAUUCGACCCCGGAACGUGUUCUUCGCUGUGGUCUAGUCUUCAUCCGGGAUUAUAGUGCAUGCAACUUUUUCUUUUGGCUACAAGAAUUCGUUCAGCAUGAAAUUCGUGACUAAAUAGCGUGGGAAUACAAAAAAAAAGAUAUAUAUAUAUAAUAACGGACUGAUGAUCAAAAACGCGCAUAUGUUAAGCUUAUGAAAAACAUUGUAACCUUGUCUAUCAGACCGCAUCGAGUUACAGAAGACGACCCCGAUUCUCUGUCUUGGUUAUGUGUAAUAUAAACAUAUAUAUUAUUAAGUGACCCUUUGGAGCUGAGACGCGAUAGGCUGCUUGUAUUUGGUCAUUGAUGAUAGCGCUUCAAACAUUGAGGUUGUAGUCGACUUUAUCUAAGGAUUAUUUCCCCCCUGUGCUGUAGCGGUCCAUACCGGAAUUAUUAACCAAGCAGUGUUUUUUUUUUUUUUUUUUUUUUUGGUCUGUAUUUAUAUUAUUCGUUUUUUAAACACAUAUCAAUAUUUUGGAAAUGGGAACCCAGGGUCCUGGACGAAAAAGGAUUCCUAACAGAGAUCGAUUGACGGGCGAGGACGAUGCCUUAAAUGUAAUUGCAAGAGAGGCGGAAUCCCGGUUGGCUGCGAAGCGAGCUGCACGGGCGGAGGCACGGGAGAUCAGAAUGAAGGAGCUGGAGAGACAGCAGAAAGAGAUCUAUCAGGUUCAGAAGAAAUAUUACGGUCUGGACAACAAAUGGGGCGAUAUCGAGCAGUGGAUGGAAGACAGUGAGAGGUACUCCCGUCGAGCACGGAGAAACACCUCGAUGUCCGAUGACGAUGAGCGAAUGUCCGUGGGCAGCCGUGGCAGCCUGAGGUCAGACUUCGACAGCGCUGCUGCCUAUGGAGGGGCUGGUUCACCCAAGGACAGGCCCAAGAAGAAGAGUUCUAAAGCCACCAAUGGUUUUGUUGAAGGGUACCACGGAUCUACUCCGAGUAGAAAGUCUAGUAGGAGCUCAAGGCACAGCGAUGAGAGUAGGAGAUCACAGUCAUCCAGACAGGAGCAGCUACUGGGGAAUCACUACUCCUCGGACCGGUACAGUAACAGCGGCCUCUCCUCCUCCUCCAGGCCCCAGUCUUCAGCUCAAAAUGGAACGCGGCCUUCCAUUCUUUGUAGCGAUGCCCAUCCACCUCGGAGCCUCAGGGGCUCCCUGUACGAGGAGAGUGUGCACAGCGGGACACGCCGCUUUAGUGCCCCUAGCUCUCGAGCUCCCUCGGAGUACAGUGGUUUCCCGGGCUCCAGCUCCCGUGCUUCCUCCCGGGCAAGCUCGGCCCGCGCCAGCCCCGUGUUGCUGGAGGACUCCAGCUCCAUAGCAGGAUUCCUGCGCAGCACGGCUCACAGCAGCAGCAGCAGUGUGCGGAGUGACCUGGAUGACGUCACCAUUCCUGACUUCCCGGACGUUGAAGAAAGACCGGAGAGGGACUUUGCUGAAAAGGGAUCCCGCAGCGCUUCCACCCUAUCGGCUGCGACUCUUGCCUCUUUGGGCGGGUCUUCCUCCCGGAGAGGAAGUGGAGACACCUCGAUCUCCGCGGAUACAGAAGCCUCGAUCCGAGAGAUUAAGGAUAUUCAUGAGCUAAAGGACCAGAUUCAGGAUGUGGAGAGCAGAUACAUGCAGGGGCUCAAAGAAAUGAAGGACUCCCUGGCCGAGGUCGAGGAGAAGUACAGGAAGGCCAUGGUGUCCAACGCCCAGCUGGACAACGAGAAGUCCAACUUCAUGUUCCAGGUGGACACCAUGAAGGACUCUCUGAUGGAGCUGGAGGAGCAAUUGGCUGAGACAAGGAGAGAGUUAGACGAGAAGGUCAAGGAACAUGAAAGAGAAAGACACGCCCACUCUGUGUUACAAUUCCAGUUUAACGAGAUGAAAGAAAACCUCAGACAGAGUGAAGAAUUGUUAACUGAAAUUCGGCAGCUGAAACUGAAGCAGGAGAGCUCUGUUAGAGAGGUUUCAGACUUGCAGGAAACCAUCGAAUGGAAGGAUAAAAAGAUAGGGGCGUUAGAGAGGCAGAAGGAAUAUUUUGAUGUGAUCCGGACUGAGCGUGAUGAGCUCAGAGAUGAGAUUGUCCUGCUCAAGGAUGUAAUAAAGAAACAUGGGAUAGUCCUAGGCACAGAGCUGACACCCAAUGGAGAAGUGGGCGACGCAGUUCUUGACAGUACAGUCCACACUGACUCUGUGAAGCAAUCAGCGCCGGACUCCACUCCUGGGGAUGGGCUGAUUGGCAAAGCCACGGAGAUGGAGAUGAAAAUUUCGCUUUCGGCGGAUGUUGGAAAUAAAGAGAUCUUGCAGAGCGCCGGGGACGAGGCUGAAAAGCAGGAGAGCUUGGAUGACGAUGCUGAGACACAGGAAGGGCAUGUCGGUGAAAAGGCACAAGAGAAUUUGGCUGAAAAUGAACUGUCGGCGUCAGUGCCUAGUGAUGACACACUAAGUGACCCAGGGGAUGCUCAGCAACGGGAACAGAGUGACAUUGCCAGUCAGGCCUCUAGUUAUGUGCUUGAAACCGCAAAGACUGACAGUACCUUAGGCAGUAAUGCAGUUUCUUGGUGCUCAUUUGAUGGUGGAGAUGACAUAAAUCAAAAUGACAUUGACGAGCACAGUCCAGUUCUUGAGCUGACAUACAGUGUAGAUGAUGGAAGUGUAGAGGCCAACAGUCUGAUUGUAGAAGGAGAGAUCAUGAGUGAGAGGGAAACGGAAGUGAUUAACAGGGAGGGUGAAGGAGGCAAGGAAGUGGUGCAGGUAAUAACAGGACCCGAUGAUGAGACGGAAAGUGAGACUGAGCAAGCCCUUUCUGAUAAAGAAGCUGAAACUACUGAAAAGGGUAAUAGCGAUGGUCAACAAAGUGUCCAGAGUGCAGAGGAGAUGAGAAUAGAGGGCGGUGAGACUAAAACCCAAGAAGAAAGCUUAGACAGUAACAAGGAAGAGUCCAUAACAGGGACUGCUGUUACUGACAAAGUUUCAGAUGAAGAGAAUGAACUUGCUCAGGAUCCUACAGAAAAAGUUAAUGAGGCUAAUUGUAUUGGUGAGGAAAGAGUUCAGAAAGCCGAGGAUACCCAUAGUGAAGGCAAAGAAACGCAAGAGGAGGGUGAUGUAAAGCAAGUAACAGAAGUAGAAGUCGAAGGUUUGGUAAAAGGUGACGUUUUAGGUGAAGGGGAUGCGAUUUAUGAGCAGGGAGAAAUAGAUGAAUUGGUGGAGGAAAAGGAGACAGUGGCAAGUACAGGAAAUGAGGAAAAGUUUGAGCAUGAAAUUGCUCCUGGUCUUACAGAAAAAUUUGAUGAGGCUAAUCGUAUUGGUGAGGAAAGAGUUCAGAAAGCCGAGGAUACCCAUAUUGAAGGUAAAGAAAUACAAGAGGAGGGUGAUGUAAAGCAAGUGACAGAAGAAGUAGAAGUUGAAGGUUUGGUAAAAGGAGACGUUUUGGGUGAAGGGAAUGCGGAAAAGGUUGAACCUGAAAUUGCUCAGAGUCCUCCAGAAAAAAGUGAUGAGGCUAAUUGUACAGGUGAAGAAAGAGUUCAGACUGCCAAGGGUGCCAAUAUAGAAGGCAAACAAACACAAGAGGAAAGCCUAGACAGAACAAAUCUUGAGGGAAGUACAGCAACAGAGGGUGAUGUAAAACAAGUAGCAGAGAAAUUAGAGGUUGAAGGUUUGGUAAAAGGUGAAGUUUUGGGUGAAGUGGAUGCGAUUUAUGAGGAGGGAGAAAUAGAUGAACUGGUGGAAGAAAAGGAGCCAGUGGCAAGUACAGGAAAUAAGGAAAAGGUUGAGCAUGAAAUUGCUCCUGGUCUUACAGAAAAAGUUGAUGAGGCUAAUCGUAUUGGUGAGGAAAGAGUUCAGAAAGCCGAGGAUACCCAUAUUGAAGGCAAAGAAACACAAGAGGAAAGCAUAGACAGCACAAAUGUGAAACAAGUAACAGAAAAAGUAGAGGUCGAAGGUUUGGCAGUGGACAAAGUUUUGGAUGAAGAGAAGAUGAUUCCUGAGCAGGGAGAAAUAGAUAAAUUAAUGGAGAACAAGGAGCCAGGGGCAAGUACAGGAUCUGAGGAAAAGGUUGAACAUGAAAUUGCUCAGGGUCCUACAGAAAAAGUUGAAGAAAAAAAUAAUUAUGCUGGUGAAGACAGAGUUAGGAGUGCUGAGGAUGUCAAUACAAAAGUAACACAAGAUGAAAACGUAGACAGCACAGAUAUCAUGGAAAUGACAGUGACAGAGGGUGAUGUUAAACAGGUAACAGAAAAAGUAGGGGAUGAAGGUGUGGUUCAGUUAGAGAAGACAGACAUUGCAGGCGAGUGCCAGGAGGAGUUGGAUAGUGAUGUAGUGAAGAGCAAAGACGCAAGUUCAUGUGUGGCUCAGAAGGAGCACGAGGAACAGGAAGGGGUUACCAUGGAAACCAAAGCAGCGCAGAUAGAAGAGGAAGUGACCAGGGAAUGUGUGACACCUUCCUUAGAACAUGGCCAUGAAUCCGGGGAGAUUGAGGGUAGUGAAAAGGCCCCACAAAAUAUUGCGAUUUGGGAACCAGAGACUUCAUGCAAUGACAGCAUAGUCAUGGAGGAGGUGACUGUGAGAUCAGAUGUCCAGACUGGCAGUGAGAAACAAAAAUGUGUUUCUUUAGAGACUGAAACAAAGCAGGAAGAAGAGGUCCUAGCAGGAGAUGGAAUGACCCCAAUCAUGGUACACCAUGAGCCGGAUUCAGAGGACAAAGGUGUAAGUGAAGAAGCCUUACCACACAGACCUGAGGAUGAACCAGAAGUUAAUUGUGAAAGUGACACAACCAACAACAAUGUAGAAGGAGUGACUGAUGAGAAUGACAGUAAAGAAAAGUGUGGAGAUGAUGCGACGGCUUCAUGUGUUGUAGAAGAAGUAGACCAAGGAGAAGUCUCAAUACCUCUAGAAGAUAAGGGUGGAGAUAUUGAGGAAGCCAAGAACGAGAUGGGCAACAGCAGCCAAAAAGAUGAAGGAGAAGGACUUAAACAAGCUGACUUGAAGAAGGAAGAUUCUGAAAAGAAAGUGCAGAGUCAGAAAACUGAAGACCAAAAUGAAGAAGAUAAACUUGAAAAUGAAACCAAUUUAGAAAAUCAGACUGCAGCAGAGCAGGGUGUUGAAGGAAUGGCAAAUGUUGAAACUGUACAGGAAAAUAUCAUGGGUAGGGUCAUAGCUCAAGGGUCUGGAGAUGAUGUAAAAGAGGAACCUUUGUUUGGUGGAGAGGGUCAGAAAGUAAUUUCAGAAGACUACAUUGAGACCAUUGAAGAAGAAACUAGAACUGUAAACAAGGAAGUGAAGGGAACAGAGAGUCAAAACAUAGAUCCAGCAGUUGUUAAAGACGUCAUUGAGUCUAAGGGAGAAACAGUAGUUCAGUGUGAAAUCUGUGUGGAGAAAGUAGAUGUUGAACUUGACCACCAAGACAAUUUAGCUGAAGAAAUACACCCUGAGAACCUUGAAACAGUUGGCACUGUCGCAGAGGAUAGUAAACCAAGUGAUAACUCUGAACUGGCACCAGCAGACAAAGUGGCGUCACAAAGUACCGUAGAAGUAGAGACCCUUAAAGAUGAGAAAAUCAGUCAGGGUCUUGAGCCAACAGUCACAGCGGCAGAUAAUAUCAUAUCAGAAUGUAUGUUCCCUGAUGGCAGUGAGCAGGAGAAAACUGAUAUUUUGAAAGAGACAGAUGAAACAGUCAUUCAGCAAACUACAGCCGAUAUAAGCGAAGAUGCUAUAUCGGAGGAAAUGGCUACUGCUGAGAAGAAAGUCGAUGUAUUUAAUUUGGAGAAAGAAAGAGAGAGUAUAGACCAGAAACCUCAACAUAAACACCAAGACGAGGCCCAGGAAGUGAAGCAAGAGGUAACUUCAAAAGAAGCGGUAGAAGAAAAGAGUGUGGAAAAAGUGGAGGAGAACAUUCCUGACGACGUCCAAGAAAAAGAUCAAGCACCUGCUAAAGAGGAAAAGCAGGAUGAGACACAGCUCACACAAAAGGAAGAGGAGAAAGGUGAGGAGGAGGAGGAGGAGGAGGAGGAGGGGGAGGGGGAAGAGGACAACGAGGAAGAUGAGGAAGAUGAGGAAGGAGAGUCAUUCGAGUUUGAUGAUGAAGUGGGACAGGAUUUGGAGGAAUCGGAUCAGAAAGUUUGCCUAGAAGAUCCACUUAAGGAAAAAGAGACACAGCAACAGGGUGCUGAAAAAAACGAUAGUAGUCCUGUGACUAAGACUGGUAGUCAAGAUAAAGAACAAAGAAGUGAGAAGGGAGCUGUAGAUCAGCUUAAAACUCAAGAUUCAGAAAGUGAAAAGACAGGGGGAGAGCAAAACCAAAAGGAAAUGGAGGAGGUUUGUUUUGCUGGUAGUCAGGGAAGUGUGAAGGAGUCGGGAGUUAGAGGGCAGCAGGGUGAGGAUGGGAACAAGCAAGGGGACAUAGGGAGGGAGCUCGAGAAGGAGCUGGGAGAGGGUACAAAAAGGCAAAAUAUCUCUGAAGACAGUGUAGGAGAACCCGUGGGGCAGAUGCCAGACAGCGUACAGGAUACGGAGCUCAGCAAGUCAGGAAGUACUGAGGAUCUUGGAAAGCAAGAUGCAGCCAAGGGGAGUAAGAAAGGAAAGGGGAAAAAUAAGGAUGAGUGUCGGAUAUCAUGAAAAGUGUUUUAAUGCAGACUACUCCAAGAUGGGACAAGUAAGAGACUAAUUGGAUAGUCUUGUGCCAGAAUAACCCAAUUCUCAACUGGUGUUUGAGGUGAAAUGACAAUGUUUAACUUCAUUAAGGCAUGAGACCAUCCAAUUAUUUAAAUACUCAAAUUUUGGUCUAUUAUAAAGAACCUUACAAAUCACAAUGCUCAUGAUACAAUUAAGGUUUACUUUUACUUAGAUGUUUACUGUGUUUCAAUGUGAACUUACUGUAAAUCUCUAUCAAGUAGAAAGCCGUCUAUUAGUUCAGAGUUAAUUACAUUUAAAUUGCCGACGCUUAUACAGUGUUGCACACAAGAUUGUGAGAGAAACAGGACACUUUGUGAUAAUCACUGUUUUAUUAUAGUAUGUGAUCCUCGUUCCAGAGUUCUCAUGAGAAAAUAGUUUACUAAACGUGCGGCUUUUGAAAAAGAUCCUUAAUGUGGAAUCCCUAAACUGUGAGAUUCAGUGUUGUAAUGAAGAGAGUAGUGCAUUAGUCAGGAUACAGAGAGUUUUUAAUUUCAAGGGCUACCUGGACUGUUUCAAAUAUUACCAGUUACAUGUAAAAGCAUCCUGUAUCGGAAGAAAUAUCCUUGGUAUUUGUGCUUAUUCUACUGUAUAUCAACUAUUUAUUUUCAGAGAUGUAUUCUGGUUAGAGUAUAGUAAUACGUAAGAAAAUAAAUUGCAAUUCCAGAAAAGGAUGGUUAUUAUUAUUAUUUUUUUUGGUUGUUGGCUAGAUACAUUAACAAAGUACCUUAACUAUUUUAUAAUAGCACUUUAUCAUGUAUUAAGUGAGUUUUGGAUUGGGUAAUGAAAGUAAUAACUGUUGUGUUGGUAUAGACACUGUAAACUGCAGUGCUGUAAGAAGUUAUUUUGCAGUCAAUUCAGGUCCGUUUGAGUUAUUGAAGUAAAAUUUGACUGAGGUAUUUUUGCUGUGCAUAAAUACUUCCAUGUAUGUUUUUAUUGUGUUUUUUGGAUGUGUAUUAAAAUGAGAUGGUGAUUAAAAAAACAAACCUUGCUUAUCGGUAACAAAAUAUCGAUAUAAACGGA
This is a messenger RNA of Acipenser ruthenus (sterlet), 7791 nucleotides long. Its product is annotated as nucleoprotein TPR-like. Gene Ontology annotation, biological process: regulation of transcription by RNA polymerase II. The record is from RefSeq and is a predicted model, not a curated record. Gene Ontology annotation, molecular function: DNA-binding transcription factor activity, RNA polymerase II-specific; RNA polymerase II cis-regulatory region sequence-specific DNA binding. The transcript is spliced from 24 exons. NCBI's taxonomy places the organism in Eukaryota, Metazoa, Chordata, Actinopteri, Acipenseriformes, Acipenseridae. Bases 604 to 6714 code for a protein of 2036 amino acids.